AUUUUAUUUUCUACUCAUCGCGUGUAGAAUUAUAUUUUUAUAACCGAAAUCGUUGUACACUCUAGUAGAACAUUAUAUUUAGGUCGCUUGUCAAAAUUUGUUUCGCGCAGAUUUGAAUCGAUCACAGCAGAAUAUUAGCGGAUAUCCGGCGCCUCCAUACACGUUGUCUCUACCGCUCUAGGGAAUAGAGCCCGUCGCAGCGUUUCUUUCUUUUCUGAACAGGCGCAGUCCGAGACAACUCGCAAAAGGAGUAGAAGGCUCCUACAUAACCUGUCACUACCAAUAAAUUGUAUGAGUCAGAAGGUAGAAAAACCAGUAUUAUCGGGUCAACGGAUCAAGACCAGAAAAAGAGAUGAGAAAGAGAAGUACGACCCAAACGGGUUCCGCGACGCGCUCGUGCAGGGUCUUGAGCGCGCGGGCGGCGACCUCGAGGCGGCGUACAAGUUUCUAGACGCCGCCGGCUCCAAGCUCGACUACCGUCGCUAUGGCGAGGUCAUCUUCGACGUGCUCAUCGCCGGCGGCUUACUGCUGCCCGGCGGUGGCGUGUCGAUGGACGGCGAGAGUCCCAAGACGAACACUUGCAUCUUCAACGCCAGUGAGGACAUGGAAUCCAUGCGCAAUUUCGAACAGGUAUUUGUGAAGCUGAUGCGCCGAUACAAAUAUCUGGAGAAAAUGUUUGAAGAGGAGAUGAAAAAGGUGCUCGUGUACUUGAAGGGUUUCGAGCCAGCCCAGCGCAUCAAGCUGGCCCGCAUGACCGCGCUCUGGAUCGGCAACGGGUGCGUGCCGCCGUCGGUGCUGCUCGUGAUGCUGAACGAGCACAUCGUGAAGGACAACCUCGCGCUCGACUUCGUGCUCGAGGUGUUCACCUGCGUGAAGCAGGAGCGCGGCACCGCCUCGCUCGUCACCGCGCUCAAGAAGGGCCAGCUCGAGGGCAGGUUGCUGGAGUUCCUGCCCCUGAACCGGCGCACGGAGGAGGUGCUGGCGGCCGCCUUCGCGUCGCGCGGCCUCGCCGAGCUGCUGCGCCUGCACCGCGCGCAGGCCUCGCAGGAGGCGCGGCGGGAGCUGACGCGCGCGCUGGAGGACGAGCUGGCGGACGAGAAGCCGGUGCGGGACCUCAUCCAGGAGCUGCGCGACAUGGCCGUCAAGCACGCCAUCCCCGACCACGAGGUCGUGGCCAUCAUUUGGACGUGCGUCAUGAACCGCGGCGAAUGGAACAAGAAGGAGGAGCUGCUGCCGGAGCAGGCGGCCAAGCACCUGCGGCACUACACGCCGCUGCUGGCCGCCUUCGCUCAGUCGGCCAAGGCGGAGAUCGCGCUGCUCACCAAGGUGCAAGAAUACUGCUAUGAGAACAUGAGCUUUAUGCGCGCGUUCAGCAAGCUGGUGCUGAUGCUUUACAAGAGCAACGUGCUGUCCGAGGAGGCGAUCCUCAAGUGGUACCGCGACCCCAACUCCAGCAAGGGCAAGCUCAUGUUCCUCGACCAGAUGAAGAAGUUCGUCGAGUGGCUGCAGAGCGCUGAGGAAGAAUCCGAGAGCGGUGAGGAAGAAGAUUAGAGUAAGCGCAGCGUGAGACUGACUCCGACGCGCCGACCGGCGCACACAGAUAAUAAGCGUACUAUGAAUAAUAACAUAUAAUAAUUAAACUAAUUGUUGAACACCGGCAGUAGGGGACGAUGUUUUCUACACUGUAUAUUCAUUUCUAAAGUAACAUGUUGAAAUACAAUAUUUUUUAUUCAAUUUUUUUAGGAAAAUUCCAAUAAAUGGUGGCAACACUCA
Molecule: messenger RNA, 1773 nt
Organism: Cydia splendana
Lineage: Eukaryota; Metazoa; Arthropoda; Insecta; Lepidoptera; Tortricidae
Gene: kra
Product: protein krasavietz
Exons: 12
Coding region: 292-1551 (419 amino acids)
Cellular component (GO): membrane; cytoplasm
Molecular function (GO): protein binding
Source: RefSeq, a predicted model, not a curated record